CGUUCGCAGUUACGGGAGCGGAAGGACGUGUGAUCGGAAAGCUCUUGAUUGUGAUCGGCGAGGCCGGGAAGAAGGAAGAGGACUUUUUAAGUCCAAUUUGUUUUUGUUUAUUCAAUUCUUUUGGAGAAGCAUCCAUUUUUCUUUUUCUUCCAUUUCGUUUUGAUUAAUUGUCGGGUGGAAGCUCGGCCACGUGAGACCUUCAUGUCUACAUCCUCCCAAAGCAAGUCCACACCACGGCUAUACCUAUCCUAAAUCCGUAACCCUGCUUAGUCACCCUGCUUAGUUCCCUUUACUCAUUAAGAAGAAAAGAAGAAGAAAGACUGCCAUCAAAAGAAGUUGGACGCAAGAGCCAAGCUGCUACGCGCCCUAACCCACAACAACAACAACAACAACAACAGCACUGAAUAGGAAUGAACGUUGGGAUGAAUUAAAUUUGGGUGAUUUAAAUGUUUUGUACGUUCUUUUGGCGAAAUAUUAGCCAUUUAUAUUGCUGAUGCGUGGGAAGAAUUAAAUAAUCUGAUUUCUGGCCGAGCAGUGAAAUCAGACCAUUUUGUUUCAUGCCAGUGAGGACUGAGGUGGACUUCAGCAGGUGGCCAUGAUCACCGUCCUGCUGCCGGAGGAGCUGACAAGGCAGCAGCAGGGCUCGCUGACAGGCCUGUUUGAACGCGACCCUCGCGACCCUCGUCGCGCCGCCUUGGUCGUCACGGGCCUCCAGUAUCGGCUGCCGGAGGCGCGCAGUCUCGGCUACCUCAUUAGCCCGGCGGACAGCCGAGACUUCUCCGGCGCCGUGUUCGCCUACCUGCACAACUAUGUGGUGAUCACGAACGGACGCGUGCCCCGCGUGCUGCGCUGUGUCAUCGACGGCCAGCCGGUGCCGGCCGAGUCGGUGACGCUGGCGCUCUACAGUCCGGCGGCGGUGCGCGGCGCCGACAUGCUCCGAGGAAGUCUGGCCGGAGUGGGAGCUGCGUGUGACGCGGCUGCUGGUAAUGCUCAGACGAACCACGCGUCUGCCGACGGUGUCGCGAACGGUCGUCGGGCCCCGCCGGCGCCGGACGGCUCGUGGGACCCUCUGCAGCUGAUGGUGCGCGCCGUGCUGGCCGCCGAGCCGGCGCCGGCGGCGCGCGCGCGCAUGCCGCUCGGUCUCGGUAUCGGCUGGCUGCAGUGGCUGGUGCUGGAGCUGUGCUCGCUGGCGUUCGUCGGCCCGCCGUGGCCGGCGGCGGCGGCCGGCGCGGCGGCGCUGCGCAUCGGCUGGCUGCAGUGGGCGCUGCUGGAGCUGGCGCUGCUCUGCCGCGUCUCGCAGCUGCACCGGCUGCUGGUCUGGCUGCGGGUGGACGUGCGCAGCGCCAGCCGCUCGCUGCUCUCGGCGCCGGCGCGCUGCAGCAGCCUGCUGGCGCAGUGUCUGCUCCGGCUGAGCCAGGUGGCGCGGCUGGCCAUGCACCGCGGCCGCUCGGUGGUCUGGCUCGGCUGCGUGUGCGCGCUGGUGUGUGAUGUGGCGCUGGGUGUUAUCCUUACACGGCUGGUGCAGCGUCGGCUCGACUCGGCCGCGCUCCUGAAGACGGUCACCGAGCUCUCCACGGGCGUGAUGUUGCAGCUGCAGUCGCUGCUGCAGUGGAUGAUGGGCGCGCCGGCCGGCCUGAAGCUGAACACGCCGCUCACCACGGCUCUGGGCAGCUUCUUCUUGUACCACGUGCAGCUGUGGGGCGCCUUCAUCACCCUGGUGACGCCCACCAUGAUCACAGCCAUCCAGCUGCUUCUACCGAUGGGCUACCUGGGAGCGUCGUUUCUGUUCAGCCUGCUGUCGGAUCUGCUUUCGCUGGCCACGUUCCACGUGUACUGUGUCUAUGUCUAUGCAACAAAGCUGUACCAGCUGGAGGUGCGGUGGCUGGUGCGACUGUGGCGGCUGUUCCGCGGCCGCCGCUGGAACCCCGAGAAGCAGCGCGUCGAGACGUGGCCCUACACGCUGGAGCAGCUGUUCCUGGGUACGCUCUGCUUCACCAUUCUGCUGUUCCUGUUCCCCACAGUGCUGCUCUACUAUGCCGUGUUUGUCGUGCUGCGUCUGACGGUGCUGGCGGCCGUGGGUCUCCUGACCCUGCUCAUCUACGUCAUCAACGUCAACCCGCUGCUGGUGGUGGUCAGCUGGCUGGCGCGCGCCAACUGCGUGGCCGGCAGUCUUCUGGUGACCGUUCUGCGCCAGGACCGGCGCAGUCUGGUCACCCGGGUGGAGCUGACCACUGCGCCGCUGGGCGAUACCCUGCGGUGGUUCUGGUGUCCGGCCGACCCGGGCCUGGCGCCGCUCCGCUGGGGCCAGCUGCUCGACUCACUGGUGCGCGGAAACCUGGUCUACCCCGUGUGACGCGAAGGAACACCGAGGGGAACCGCCGCUGAUGCAUGCAUGCUGUGAUAAUGGUCAGAGAGACUGGCAGACGUCGCCAACAGGUGCGGUAAGCUGCCAAAGUCGCGGGGAAGGGCUGGGUGGAAGUUGGCAUGACAGACAUUCACGGUUUGCGUUUGUAUGGGAAGUGUUUGGCGGGUGGUAGCGUUUGACUCCUACGUUGCCUUGGCCGGCUUGGGAUGGAGUUGACGCAGCCUUACGCCAGUUAUGUAAAGUUGAGAGUUCAGCUCACCCAGUGCCCGGCCGGUGGGGUUGUAUUGCUGUGCUGUGCGGUGCCAGUCUCGGAUUGUUCCAUUCCCAGCGGCUGUCGUGGCUGUCUCGAGGCCUCAUUCGUCGCGCUCAGGGCUGUGCUGGGUCGUCCCGGGUGACUCCAGGAGCCAUCUGCCGACGUCUUUCAUAGGCGAGCGACUCUAUAAGUCAUACUGAAGAUAAGCUGGUGUGGGUGGACAGAUUAAGCUCAAAGGCAGAAAGUAGUCGCUGUGUCUAGAAGGAGUUUGAAACUGGAGAUUAUUUAAUUCCAUGGGAAGAAAACAGUGGCCAGUGGGGGUGGGCUGUCUCCGGGACGAGUUCAGACAGUCAUGCUGGAUAGAGUUAGAAACCGUGUCCUUCGAGUCAAACCGCGCCGUUCUGAGUCAGAAUUCGUGCUCGUUCGAGUCAGCAGCCGUGCUGUUCUAGUGCUAAACCGGGUAAGGUGGAGUGCCUAGUCUGGCGCUGCGCGCCCCUCGCCGUUUUUGAGUGUCGUGAGUUACGAUUCACGAGAGGCUCAGACCGCCGCCCGGGGCCGUCGUCGGCCCGCGUAACGUCGAGUGUUUGUGAUGACGCGGCACCUGGUAAGUUUCCAGUGGCGCCGCGCGGCGUGUUUCCAGUGCUCCUCAAAUGCACACCGGGAGCUGUGUGUAACUACUGGUCGGUUUGAGGUGUACUGGGCUGUUCCGCAGUGAUUUAUUUGUCUUGACAUUAUGCAUAUCAUUCAUCAUCAUUAUAACCGCAUUGUGCGCAAUAUAGUUCAUUCCAUACAUA
Messenger RNA from Amphibalanus amphitrite, 3412 nucleotides. RefSeq lists its product as uncharacterized. Gene Ontology annotation, cellular component: membrane; endoplasmic reticulum. The coding region runs from base 596 to 2353 and encodes 585 amino acids. The record is from RefSeq and is a predicted model, not a curated record. NCBI's taxonomy places the organism in Eukaryota, Metazoa, Arthropoda, Thecostraca, Balanomorpha, Balanidae. Gene Ontology annotation, biological process: GPI anchor biosynthetic process. The transcript has 8 exons.